Messenger RNA from Sapajus apella (tufted capuchin), 2444 nucleotides. Its product is annotated as adhesion G protein-coupled receptor B1. Gene Ontology annotation, biological process: adenylate cyclase-activating G protein-coupled receptor signaling pathway; negative regulation of angiogenesis; cell surface receptor signaling pathway. The record is from RefSeq and is a predicted model, not a curated record. NCBI's taxonomy places the organism in Eukaryota, Metazoa, Chordata, Mammalia, Primates, Cebidae. The annotation marks the transcript as partial. The transcript is spliced from 12 exons. Gene Ontology annotation, cellular component: dendrite; postsynaptic density; membrane. Gene Ontology annotation, molecular function: G protein-coupled receptor activity.
CUGGGCCCUCACACUCUCCCACAGGUACAUCCGCUCGGAACGGUCUGUCAUCCUCAUCAACUUCUGCCUGUCCAUCAUCUCCUCCAAUGCCCUCAUCCUCAUUGGGCAGACCCAGACCCGCAACAAGGUGGUGUGCACGCUGGUGGCCGCCUUCCUGCACUUCUUCUUCCUGUCCUCCUUCUGCUGGGUGCUCACCGAGGCCUGGCAGUCCUACAUGGCUGUGACGGGCCACCUCCGGAACCGCCUCAUCCGAAAGCGCUUCCUCUGUCUGGGCUGGGGGCUCCCCGCGCUGGUUGUGGCCAUUUCCGUGGGAUUCACCAAGGCCAAAGGGUACAGCACCAUGAACUACUGCUGGCUCUCCCUGGAGGGGGGACUGCUCUAUGCCUUCGUGGGACCGGCCGCCGCCGUCGUGCUGGUGAACAUGGUCAUUGGGAUCCUGGUGUUCAACAAGCUGGUGUCCAAAGAUGGCAUCACGGACAAGAAGCUGAAGGAGCGGGCAGGGGCCUCCCUGUGGAGCUCCUGCGUGGUGUUGCCGCUGCUGGCGCUGACCUGGAUGUCGGCCGUGCUCGCCGUCACCGACCGCCGCUCCGCCCUCUUCCAGAUCCUCUUCGCCGUCUUCGACUCGCUGGAGGGCUUCGUCAUCGUCAUGGUGCACUGCAUCCUCCGCAGAGAGGUCCAGGAUGCUGUGAAAUGCCGUGUGGUUGACCGGCAGGAGGAGGGCAACGGGGACUCGGGGGGCUCCUUCCAGAACGGCCACGCCCAGCUCAUGACCGACUUUGAGAAGGACGUGGACCUGGCCUGUAGAUCAGUGCUCAACAAGGACAUCGCGGCCUGCCGCACAGCCACCAUCACGGGCACACUGAAGCGGCCGUCCUUGCCAGAGGAGGAGAAGCUGAAGCUGGCCCACGCCAAGGGACCGCCCACCAACUUCAACAGCCUGCCGGCCAACGUGUCCAAGCUGCACCUCCACGGCUCGCCCCGCUACCCCGGCGGGCCCCUGCCCGACUUCCCCAACCACUCGCUGACCCUCAAGAGGGACAAGGCGCCGAAGUCCUCCUUCGUCGGUGACGGGGACAUCUUCAAGAAGCUGGACUCGGAGCUGAGCCGGGCCCAGGAGAAGGCUCUGGACACGAGCUACGUGAUCCUGCCCACGGCCACGGCCACGCUGCGGCCCAAGCCCAAGGAGGAGACCAAGUACAGCAUCCACAUCGACCAGAUGCCGCAGACCCGCCUCAUCCACCUCAGCACGGCGCCUGACGCCAGCCUCCCUGCCCGAAGCCCACCCUCACGCCAGCCCCCCGGCAGCGGGCCCCCCGAGGCCCCCACCACCCAGCCCCCGCCACCCCCACCGCCUCCACCCCCGCCUCCCCAACAGCCCCUGCCCCCGCCACCAAGUCUGGAGCCGACACCCCCCAGCCUGGGGGAGCCCGGGGAGCCCGCGGCCCAUCCGGGACCCAGUGCAGGUCCCAGCACCAAGAACGAGAAUGUCACCACCUUGUCCGUGAGCUCGCUGGAGCGGCGGAAGUCGCGCUAUGCGGAGCUGGACUUUGAGAAGAUCAUGCACACCCGGAAGCGGCACCAGGACAUGUUCCAGGACCUGAACCGGAAGCUGCAGCACGUGGUGGAGAAGGACAAGGAGGUUCUGGGCCCAGAGAGCAAGCCAGAAAAGCAGCAGACACCCAACAAGCGGCCCUGGGAGAGUCUCCGGAAAGCCCACGGGACGCCCACGUGGGUGAAGAAGGAGCUGGAGCCUCUGCAGCCCUCACCCCUGGAGCUUCGCAGCGUGGAGUGGGAGCGGUCAGGCGCCACGAUCCCGCUGGUGGGCCAGGACAUCAUCGACCUCCAGACUGAGGUCUGAGCGGGUGGGCGGCGGCCACACACUGGGCAUGGAGGGAUGCCGCUCCGCCCGCGCCUGCCGCAGACGGGCACAGACACGCUCGCGGGCGGCGGGCCAGGCCCGCGCCCCGGCCUCAGGGCGCUCGGACAGCGGCCAGGCACAGGGCCCGCAGUGCUGGGACCAGAGCCAGAUACAGGACAGGAGGCGGCCCGGCCAGCGGGCACAGGGCAUCGGAGGCCAAAGGUGCCUCGGACUCUGCCCUCCUCGGGCGAGGCCCAGCGGGCAGGUGGGCAGGCAGCUGUGGGCCAUGGACAGGCCCGGUGCAGCCAGCGUCCCAGGAUGCCCGCCUGAGCUCCUGCUGCGGAGGACCAGCCUGCUUGGCCCGGCCGGCCUGGCACCGUUUUUUAAACACCCCCAUCCCUUGGGAAGCAGCCAGCCCCCCACCCCUUCCGGGGCCCCAGGCCCCUCCUAGACCAGGUGGAGAGCACAGCUCUCCCACCCUCGAGGCCCCCAGGGGCAGGACUGAGCCCCCUCCAGGAAGAAGCAGGGGGGAAUCUAUUUUUUCUCUCCUUUUCUUUUCUUCAAUAAAAAGAAUUAAAAACCCACA